Blastomyces gilchristii SLH14081 is the source of this 444-nucleotide messenger RNA. RefSeq lists its product as uncharacterized. The transcript has 2 exons. The record is from RefSeq and is a predicted model, not a curated record. NCBI's taxonomy places the organism in Eukaryota, Fungi, Ascomycota, Eurotiomycetes, Onygenales, Ajellomycetaceae. Bases 1 to 444 code for a protein of 147 amino acids.
AUGAAAAGAUCUUUCAAACAGAUUUCAGAGACUCAAAAUGCGCAUUCUGUGCUAGAGAUCACAAAACUAGUGAGCAUUAAUGUGAAACAUGCUCAAAAAGAGGUGAAAUAUGUCAACAUACUCUGCUUAAGUGCUUCAAUUGCAAAGAAAAACAUGCAUCUAGCUCAAAAGAAUGUGUAUUUGCUCCAAGAACUCAGAAGAACUGGAGAAAAGAUGAAGCUCAAAGUGAAUCUAAAACUGAAGAGAAAAGUCAAGCUAGUAAAUCCACAACUAUCUUCAAACUCCAAUUCUCCAGCUAAAUGUAAACAGAAUUUGAAUCCUCAAACACCUGUUAAGAUUAGAGAAUUGAGAAAUGACUCUGGUGAUAAACUAGAUAGAAUGCAAGCAGUUGAGAUUCCUGCAUUUCAAAAUAGUUAUAAUCUACUAUCUGAUGAUAGUGAUUAG